This is a messenger RNA of Poeciliopsis prolifica (blackstripe livebearer), 3970 nucleotides long. RefSeq lists its product as uncharacterized. The coding region runs from base 206 to 2578 and encodes 790 amino acids. The record is from RefSeq and is a predicted model, not a curated record. The transcript is spliced from 5 exons. NCBI's taxonomy places the organism in Eukaryota, Metazoa, Chordata, Actinopteri, Cyprinodontiformes, Poeciliidae.
CAUUUUAUCUGGCAUGUCCUGAAAAGUUUGCUAGAAACAGGCGUACCUGAGGCAGAGUCACUCCUGCUGCACCUGCUGCCGGCUUUGACUUUGCUUCAGCUCGGAUUUACUUCAACAUGACCAAGUGAUCCCACUUUAAAAAAACAAACAAACAAACACUUCUUUUUUCCCCCCUGCCUGCGUAUUGAAUCAGUCGACGUCAACAAUGAAGAAGGGGCUGCAUUUUUUGGGUCGGAAGAACCAAUCUCUUUAUGACACCAACAUUAAGAUUCCGGACAGGGACAGUGUUCAGCUGGUGCUGGAGGAGUCAGAGUCUGCAAUCUUCGAAUCUGGGACUGCCAAUGUGAGGGCCAGACCCACCGUAAAGCAUCAUGCUUUCUCAUUUGAAACCUUCCAAGGACGUGCCGUCCCAACUCCGACAGUCCCUGAACUUCCCCCUGCCAAUGGCCCAAUAGUCAAUGGGACAGGUGCUGGAGAUCAUUCCUCCAAUGGUUCUGUUGUAUCCGUCCCAGGCCACAUUGAAGAGAAGAUCUUUGUUCCUCCUCCUCCUCCCUCAGUGGCCCCUCCACCCCCUCCUGUGAAUUUCAUCCCUCCUCCACCAGACUUCAUGGGUGACCUAAACAGCUUAGAUCCUGUGGCCCUCCAGCCUCCAUCCAUGCCUGCUCCAAAACCACCAUCUGUGGUGGAGAAAGAUUUGUCCCUUUUGAAACCACCACCAAUGGCGCCUCCAAAACCGCCAUCUAACUGUUCUCCUGCACCUGGGUCAGAAGCACCUGUCUCUGUUCCACCGCCAACCCAAGUACCAGAACGUCCAAAAUUCGCCCCUCCGCAACCACCUACUGAAAAGCACCUGAAGAGUCAUAAGGUUCCACCUCCGAAACCUAUCAGAUCGUCUUCGGUGUCCACUGCUGAGCCCCCAGCAAACCCUCCCCAAGUGCCCUCCUCCACAUUGUCCACCUUCAGUUCCCAGAACAACGCAAAGGUGUACAAUCCUCCAAAGCCCACAGUAUUUUCGAAUGAGAAGGAUAAUCAGACGGCAACACAGCAGCAGAUCACAGCAGGAGCUAACUCUGCUCCUGCUGUGAUGAAGGUGGAUGGAAAAGUCUCUCAAGCUCCUCAGCUACCGAAACCAGAGCCCAAACCUGUACAACAACCCAAGGGGGAUUUAGAAAUUAAACAAUCUGAAUUACCUGAAGUUCCCAAAGUACCUAAAACAGAAGCAAAGAUAGAGAUUAAAACAAAGUCUCCAACAGAGACUAAAGCAGGCACUGUCCCACCUCAGUCAGAGAUAACGAAACCCCUCCAGCCUUCACCAUUGCAUAGAACGACUAAUGUCCAGAUCAAUUCAGAGUCCAAGAGCACACUGGAAGUAUCUCCAGGUCAAAGCCGCAGUUUCAGCCCUCUAUUGGAUCGUAAGCUGGACAGCCUGAAGGCUAACGAACCCAAACACUCUUCAACCUCGCCGUUCGCCCUCCUGAAGGCCGCUAAGGAAAGAGAGAAAAAUAAAAAUACUCAAUCUUUGUCCCGCGAAAGCAGCACCAGGAGAAAUGAACCAAGUCCUAAUUCCGUCACUGUCAUUCCAACAUCAACGUCUUCAGUUCAACCAAGUCAAAAUAGUCUGCAGGAGAGUGCAACUCUUAGGCCUGCAGAAACUAAAACAACGAUUCAGGCUACAGAAACACCCAUGAGUUCGACUGCACUGGCCAAAGACCAGAAACUCUCAACUGGUCCAGUUUUGAGUAAAUUCACAGCACUCUCAUCUCCAGCUGUAAGCAACCAGACUGAGCAAAAGCAAAGAGCAGAAGAAAAGCAAUUAAAAUCUCAUGACUUACAAAAUGAUACUCCUAAACAGAAUAUAAAUGUACCGUUGCUGCCUCCACCACCAGAGUUUGGUGACUUUGAUCAAAUACCAGAGCAUCCCCCCUCCAUUUGUCCACCCAAUCCCCCCACAGAAAAAGCACCAACACCACCUAAAGCUUCAGCUCAAGCCCCGUCUCCUGCCCCAGCUCAAGUGAUGGCUCAGACCCCAGCUCAAGCUGCUGCCCCAACUCAAACUCCAGCUCCAGCACCAGCUAAAACCCCAGCCAAAGCUCAAGCUCCAGCCCCUUCACCUCCAAAGCUCCCGCCUUCUGACAUACAAGUCAAACCAAAGCCACCAGUCCAGACUAAAUCCAAUCCAGCCUCCACUCAAGCACCAUCCAAUCUUUCACAAAACCAGGCCACCCUCCUCAGUAUUUUACAGAAAAAGAUGUUGGUAAUGGACCAAAAAAUGGCCCCAGUUAAUGACUCAGAGCACAAUUCUGAUGACUGGAGUACUGGCUUUUCUGAUGAAGACAACAAGGUGCCAGCAGUGCCACAACCUAAACAGGGGACCAAAAACCCACCUCCCCCCAGCAACAAACCAGCAUCUUUUAACAUGAAAGAGUUGGAGACCAAAGUUUUGAAAAAAUACCAGAGUACACAAGUGAAGAGUCCCACCAAAAAUGGGAUACGUUCAAGACACCAGUAUGGGAUGACUUUCACCAUCAGGCCUGGAACUAAACAGCCCAUAACUCUUGCAAGUAAAGAGGAUUCUUAAAGGUCUUUGAAUGAAGAACAAACCAGCUGUAUAUAAAGUAGCAUAUGCCAAGGCCCUGACAUGGAUAUUCUGUGAGAUUUCUCCCUGUGUCUGCAACACCUGAUACUGCACAAAACUGAGUUUUGGUGAAAAUGAGAAAAUACAUAUUAAAAAAAAAAACCUGACACCAAAGUCCCCUUUGAACAUGCCGAUCCAGACUGUUUAUGUCAGAAAUCUCACCAACAAUUGAGCAGUUUUUCUGGGUUUUUGUACAUCUGACUGUUUUCAUUGAACAUGAAAUAUUGCUGGCAGAUGUCACAAUUACCCAAGUACUGCUUCAGCCGUGCUCAGGAUUUUCUCUUACAUUUUAAUGUUGUCCAUCAUCAUCUAUGGGUGCAGCACAGGUAUUACAUCUCUUUUGCUUGGAAUGAGGUGUUGGUUCAGAUUUUUAUUUUUAGAAACUGAGAAAGAAAAUCUCAGUUUAAAAAGCAUCCAGUGUCGUGUAUCUAGGACCUAAGUCAUGUGAUUUUACUUUAGCAGUAAUUUGUGCAAUUUUUCAGUUAGCUAUGAAGUUACAAGUGCUUUCUUUAUUAAUUAGGAAGUUCAUGCUGUCAAGAUGAUUGUUCCAUUUUUAAAAUGCAAUGUUUUCUUUCUGAAAGUCUCAUAGUAAUGUGGAUAUUUUAAAUGCAAUGUGUUUUGUGUGUUUAAUCCUAUGUUUCAUUUAGAGAUGCACAAAUUUUCUUUGAUUGGCUCUAAUUGAUUGUUAAUAAAAAAACAUUUUCCUGUUUCUUUUAAGUAAAUGACCAAAAACAUUGGCUUUAAUGCACUAUUCACACUUAAUCCACAUCAAGUAAAGUUUGAGAAAAUGUGAUGCGGUACCUACAUGGGUAUAAUAUUUUAAAUGUAGGUGAUAAUAUAAUAUAAUAUCAAGAACCUGCAGUAUGUUUUGUCUUUUAUGCGUUAUAAUAAAUCAGUCCAAUUUAAACCCGACUAAUCAAAACAAUUGGUAUCUGGCAGGAAAAGCCGUAAACUGUUUUUUUUUUUAAUGAAAAUGUAUAUGGGUUAUUGUCUAUAUUUAUGUAAAUUAUAUAGUUGAUAAAAAAUUCUGUUGUUCUCUCAAAUAUUGGAUGUAAAUUAUGUUGUAUAAAUUAAGUGUAUAAGCUGGAAUUACACACACUGUAACCAUUCUGUCCAUCCUCUGUUACAUGUACAUAAGUCCUCCAGAACAAAGCAGACUGUCAACUUAGGUAACCAGUUGCAUGUAGUUUUUAUAUUUAUUGAUUUUAAAAAUAUUGUGCUAACUAUAGUUAUCCUAUAAUUAAUUAUUGAGAUGGUUACAUUUACACAACUACCACUGUACAUAGUAAGCUUGAAGUAGAUGUCUGUGUAAAUUAUAAACAUUUAUGAACAUUU